This is a messenger RNA of Triplophysa rosa, 1441 nucleotides long. It is a transcript of the gene tex261, whose product is annotated as testis expressed 261. Gene Ontology annotation, molecular function: COPII receptor activity. Gene Ontology annotation, biological process: endoplasmic reticulum to Golgi vesicle-mediated transport. Gene Ontology annotation, cellular component: Golgi membrane; endoplasmic reticulum membrane; COPII-coated ER to Golgi transport vesicle. The coding region runs from base 121 to 711 and encodes 196 amino acids. Lineage: Eukaryota; Metazoa; Chordata; Actinopteri; Cypriniformes; Nemacheilidae. The transcript is spliced from 6 exons. The record is from RefSeq and is a predicted model, not a curated record.
ACUCGCGCAUGCGCCGUUCUUGCUCUGCGUCUGAAGAAACUUUGACCGCUCCAGUUGUUAACUAGCACACAAAUGUCCCUUACCUAACUGUUUAUUUAUUUGACAAAUAAUUAUAAAGAGAUGUGGUUUAUUUAUGUACUCAGCUGGUUGUCGCUGGUGAUACAGAUAUGUUUCGUUACCCUCGCUAUAGCUGCGGGUCUGUAUUAUUUGGCAGAGUUAAUAGAGGAGUACACAGUCGCCACCAGUCGCAUUAUAAAAUAUAUGAUACUGUUCUCCACAGCAGUUCUGGUGGGACUCUAUCUGUUCGAGGGUUUCCCCACGCUCAUGAUCGGAGUGGGUCUCUUCACUAACUUGGUUUACUUUGGGUUACUGCAGACGUUUCCCUACAUCAUGCUCACCUCACCAAACUUUAUCCUCUCGUGUGUGUUGGUCGUGUUAAACCACUACAUGGCCUUCCAGUAUUUUGCAGAGGAGUAUUAUCCAUUUUCAGAGGUUCUCGCUUACUUCACGAUAUGCCUGUGGGUGACUCCUUUCUCGUUCUUCGUGUCUCUUUCUGCUGGAGAGAACGUCCUUCCAUCCACGAUGCAACAGGGAGAUGACGUCGUUUCAAAUUACUUCACCAAAGGGAAGCGGGGCAAGCGUUCGGGCAUUCUGCUCAUAUUCUCAUUCUUGAAGGAAGCCGUUUUGCCAAGCCGACAAAAGAUGUACUAAAGAAGCGGUUCAAGUGAAUACAUAUCAGACGACAGAGGGCUUUGGCGGUGGGGUUGUUCAGACCACCUGCCCCUUCAUAUGAAAAGCAUCAUGAUUUCGUUGGAGGAUUUGGUGAAGUUGAUCAUGGGAGAGAGGACCAGAUCUGAACAAAUGCACAUACCAACUCCUGAGAUGAACCUUUUUCGAGUUGCAGGAUGAUUUCUCUUACGUGACAGGACUUGAGACGUCUUUAAGUUUUUAAAGGCUUAGUGAUUUGAUAUAUUUGAAGGUGUGUGUAUGUGAAUGAUUGUGGACGGAGCUUUCGCUCUUGAAGGCAGCGCUGUCAGUUAAAGCUCCUGCUGAUUUUCUUCUAAUCGUGUCACUUCAAAAGCCAAUGUUUACGCUCAUGAAUAAAUACAUGUGUCUGGGGGUUUGUUUGCAUUUUAAAGGAAUGUUUGAUCUCAAAACUAGUGUUUGUUGUUCUGUUAACCCACCAUCGUGCAAACAACCUCAAAAGAAUAGUUAAAAAAAGGAAAAUUGUUUCGUUGCUUUGAUUAAAAGUGUGAUUCUGUGGAAUACAGAGGGAGAAGUAGAAAUUGUCAAUUAGCUCGAACAAGAUGGUUCAUACAACCAGUUUGCUAUAUUUCAUGUCUGUCUCCACACAAAAAAAUCGAAAUAGUCGCUUUUACAAUACACUACAGUGGAUUUAAAACUUUAUUGAUUCUUCUAAAACCUAAACCGGCCAAUACAA